ACGCGCCAUACAAGGUCAAGCCAUCGCUCCUUGGACGGUUGGGACAGAAGGAGAGCUGGAUGCAAGUGGUGGAGUCUAUCAUGGAUCGUGUGCCAAAGGAGGACAGGACUCGAGUGGGAGAAUUGGUUCUACUCUAUAGACGCAAGCUCCAGGAAGACGAUGACACCACGAUCCUAACUCAUUCACGGGAAGACGGAGAGAAGGCUCUGGUAGAAGCUAUAAUCAAGAAAUGGGACUUUAACCUCUGGCGUCCGUUCCCAGCAGGUCUCGAGAGGAAACGGGUGGAGUAUGGUAACUGGAUUGUUUUGAAAGUCAAGGCCUAG
Molecule: messenger RNA, 323 nt
Organism: Acaulospora colombiana
Lineage: Eukaryota; Fungi; Glomeromycota; Glomeromycetes; Diversisporales; Acaulosporaceae
Source: the annotation of a GenBank genome assembly